AUGACUGUUGAGUUGCCAGCAACCCAAAGAGCUUUGAUUUUCGAUACUUUCAAUGGUCCAUUGGAAGUUCGUAAUGUUCCUGUUCCUGAACCAGCCGAAGAUGAGAUUUUGGUGAAAAUCGAAUAUUCUGGAAUCUGCCAUUCUGAUCUUCAUGUUUGGUUGGGAGAUUUGGCUUCAAUGAGUGUUUGCCCAUUGGUUGGAGGACACGAAGGAGCUGGAACUGUUAUCAGAGUUGGAAAGAAUGUAACCGGAUGGCAAUUGGGAGACAAAGCUGGAGUCAAACUCAUGAACUUCAACUGUUUGAACUGUGAAUACUGUAAGAAAGGACACGAGCCGCUCUGCCAUCACAUUCAAAACUACGGUUUCGAUCGUUCCGGAACAUUCCAAGAAUAUUUGACGAUUCGUGGAGUCGAUGCUGCUAAAAUUGACAAGAGAACUGAUUUGGCAUCAGCUGCUCCAAUUUUGUGCGCUGGAGUUACUGUUUACAAAGCAUUGAAAGAAUCAAAUGUUGCACCAGGACAAAUUAUUGUUUUGACUGGAGCUGGAGGUGGUUUGGGAAGUUUGGCUAUCCAAUAUGCAUGCGCUAUGGGAAUGAGAGUUGUUGCUAUGGAUCACGGAAGCAAAGAAGAACAUUGUAAGAAAUUGGGAGCUGAAUGGUUCGUCGACGCCUUCAACACAAAGGACAUCAUCAAGCAUAUCACAAACGUGAGUUGAUCAUUGUGAAUCUUAAGAAGCAAUAUAAAAUUUCACAUAUUUCCAGUUGACUGAUGGUGGACCACACGGAGUAAUCAACUUCGCCGUUGCCAAGAUUGCUAUGGAACAAGCUGUUCAAUAUGUUCGCAAACGUGGAACCGUUGUCUUCGUCGGACUUCCAAAAGACUCGAAAGUAACUUUCGAUACAACUCCAUUCAUCUUCAACGCAAUCACCCUCAAAGGAAGUAUUGUUGGAUCAAGAUUGGAUGUCGAUGAAGCUAUGGAAUUCGUUACUCGUGGAAUCGUCAAAGUUCCAAUUGAACUCGUCAGAUUAGAAGAUGUUCCAGAUGUUUACCAAAGAAUGUUGGAUGGAAAAAUCACAUCAAGAGCCGUUGUUGACUUCUCCUUGUAA
Molecule: messenger RNA, 1105 nt
Organism: Caenorhabditis angaria
Lineage: Eukaryota; Metazoa; Nematoda; Chromadorea; Rhabditida; Rhabditidae
Source: the annotation of a GenBank genome assembly